This is a messenger RNA of Drosophila bipectinata, 1006 nucleotides long. It is a transcript of the gene Prosbeta7, whose product is annotated as proteasome subunit beta type-4. Gene Ontology annotation, biological process: proteasomal protein catabolic process. Gene Ontology annotation, cellular component: nucleus; proteasome core complex; proteasome core complex, beta-subunit complex. NCBI's taxonomy places the organism in Eukaryota, Metazoa, Arthropoda, Insecta, Diptera, Drosophilidae. The record is from RefSeq and is a predicted model, not a curated record.
UUCGCCAUCCCUACUUUAAGUUUUGUGCCCGUCAUUCUCCACUAGCGAAAAACAUUUAAAGAUUUCAUUCCGCAUUCUUGUAAAAAAAAUUAUAAAAACAUGCUGAACAAUUAUAAUGGUCUGGCUCAGCCACUGUGGCAAAAUGGACCCACCCCCGGCCAGUUCUACCACUUCACUGGCGGCCAGCAGCCAAUCCAAAAUCUGCCUCGCGAACUGACCCCCGCCGGUCCGUAUGGAACGCAGCGCAACACUGCCAGAAUCACCACAGGAUCCUCAGUUUUGGGCAUUCGCUUUGAUGGCGGCGUCAUGAUUGCAGCCGAUACAAUGGUUUCCUAUGGAUCCCUGUCUCGCUACCAGAGCAUUGAUCGUGUCUUUAAGAUUAACGAAAAGAUCCUGCUGGGAGGUGGAGAUGACUUUGCCGAUAUCCAGUCUAUCAAGCGCACCAUCGACCAGAAGAUGAUCGCUGAUCAAUGUAGCGCAGACGACAUUGAGAUGAAGCCCAAGGAGCUGGCUAUGUGGUUGACCAGAGUGCUUUACAAUCGUCGUACCCGUAUGAAUCCCUUGUUCAUCGAUGUGGUUGUUGGAGGAGUCAAUGAAGAGGGACAGCCCUUAUUGGCCAACGUCGACUUGCGUGGACGAUUCUACGAAGAUUAUGUCGUGGCCACCGGUUUUGCACGCCACUUGGCUAUUCCCUUGGUACGCGAGCGCAAGCCCGCAAAUAGGGAGUUUACUGCCGAGGAGGCUACUACAUUGAUCCGAAAAUGCAUGGAGGUAUUGUACUACCGAGACACCCGUAACACCUCGAAGUACACAGUCGGCGUUAGCACCGCCAGCGGUACCGUUGUGGAAGGCCCAUACAAGGUUGAUGAGAACUGGAAAUUUGCCUCCACCAUCAAGGGAUAUUAAAUAAGGACAACUAGAUCUAUGCGGUUUUUGUAUGAAUUAAAGUCACUCAAGUAAUUUGGUUACAUGAUUAUUUAAAAUAAAUGUGACUAAACAAAAAAAU